AUGGAUGAGGAAGAGGAGGACGCAGCUUGGUUGGAGGAGGACGAGGAGGGCGGCGCACGCCGAGGUCUCAUGGAGAUGCUCCGGGUGGAGCGCCGGCAGCUCGUCCAGGAGCUGGCCUUACGGCGCAGGGCCCCAUGGCCACAUCCAGGGGCCGCAGCGCUCCUGCGACGUCAGUGGCAAGGCGGCGUGGAGGGCGAGACUCUUCCGCCAGCAAGCCAUCGGGCCGAUUUACCGGCAUCCCCACCGACCUCGCCAACCUCGCCAACUGCGCCAACCUCGCCGCCACGACCACGGCGGCUGAAGGAGAGGCUGGAAGAGGAGGAAAAUCGAUGGCGCCAGGCGGCGACGGCUGCGACGGCUGCGACGGCGGCGCCGCCGGUGCAGCCGGCGCAGCUCCACAAGACUGGGCAGACACCGGAGGUACACGUGCCGUCCGUGGCGUUGACAGGGGGCUUUCCGCGGGAAAAGUCGUCACCGUCACGGCCAUCAUGGGACCUCGACUCAAGGUGGAGCAACUUGUUGACACGUGUGUCCUUGACAUCGCAUGGAACAGAGGGCCAAAGCGGCCAAAGCGGCCACAGUGGCCACAGUGGCCAAAGCGGCCAACUGCAAGGACCCUCCGCGCCUUCUCCCCCGCUGUCGGCACGGUCCGCGACGCCUCGACUGGCCAAGGAACAAAUGGCGAGCCUGCAACAGCUCUGGACCGAGCAGCGGUGUCUUGCCAGCGGCUGA
Messenger RNA from Symbiodinium natans, 732 nucleotides. NCBI's taxonomy places the organism in Eukaryota, Dinophyceae, Suessiales, Symbiodiniaceae. The record is from the annotation of a GenBank genome assembly.